Messenger RNA from Pararge aegeria (speckled wood butterfly), 4087 nucleotides. RefSeq names its product chaoptin-like. NCBI's taxonomy places the organism in Eukaryota, Metazoa, Arthropoda, Insecta, Lepidoptera, Nymphalidae. The transcript is spliced from 6 exons. Bases 178 to 3885 code for a protein of 1235 amino acids. Gene Ontology annotation, cellular component: extracellular matrix. The record is from RefSeq and is a predicted model, not a curated record. Gene Ontology annotation, molecular function: protein binding.
ACAACUGCCUGUAAUAAAAUCGACUUAUAAAAUGAUCCUCUAUACGUUACUGUUCACAGUGAUAAUUCAAAGUGACUAAUGAAGUUCGGAGAAAAAUGAACGAAAGUUUUAUUAGUUCAAAUUAUGGAUUUGUACAUUAUUGUGAUUAUGGGAUGUGAUUAAUUAGUAAAAAUUCUGAUGGUGUUGGGCGAUGGUAGCGCGCGGCCAGCGCUGCAGGCGGCGCUGGCGUGCCUGCUGGUCAGUUCACUUACCCCGGAGCGACUGGAACCGUGCACUGGCAGCCCGCUCUGCUCCUGCCGCAUAGCACACAUGUCCUGCACUGCUGUGCCACUGCAUCGAUUUCCAGACUGGCCACGAAUAGAACUGCAUCAUCUGGAUAUAAGCAUGUCCAAUCUAGAAGUAAUAUCGGAAAGUGCUUUGGACGGACUCGAACUACAAACUCUAGUUUUAGUCGCAAACAGGUUGCAUUACAUCGAAUCUCAUGCAUUUAGUUCCAUGUCAAACAGUCUUGCCUCCUUAGAUCUCGGUUACAACGAAUUCUCAGAAGUUCCUGAGCAAGGACUGAAAGAUCUUAAAGUACUAAACUGGUUAAAUUUGCAAAAUAACUACAUUACAGAGCUGAGACCUGAUAUAAGAUGGCAUCACUUAGAAAAUACACUGACGAGUUUAACUCUAAGUAAUAAUCAAAUAACAGAAUUGAAAGCUCAAGCGCUUACUUCUUUGAGCCACCUACUACAGCUGGAUUUAGAUGGAAAUUAUCUUCGCAGUAUCGACUCUGAUUCCUUACCAAACUCUAUAACAGUCCUAAAAAUCUCAAAUAAUUUUCUACAUGAACUUUCGUGUGAUUUACUAUUCAAUCUUCCUAGAUUACAAAUGUUACACAUGCGACACAAUUGGAUUACGUUUGACAUGAACUCCACUAAUUUAAAUAACAAAACUAAGAAAUUAGAAAAAUUAGAUUUAAGUAACAAUAAUAUUAACGAUACGUCAGAAAUAUUUAUAUUUCGUGAAAUCCAGAUUAGGCAAAUUAUCUUAGAUCUCAAUGAGUUAACUGUAGUCCCCAGAUUAUUAUUUACAAAUAAUCGAAUAGAGAGAUUAUCUAUAUCGUAUAAUAAACUAAGUUCGAUUUAUCGAGAUGUUUUUCUAUCGCUAAAGAACUCUCUCGAACAUUUAGAAGUGGAGCACAACAGAUUGUCUCAUUUGCCGGACAGUUUGGCUCAAGUUGCGCGACUCAGACAUUUAUCUCUAGCUUACAAUCAAUUGGAAGAGUCCCCUUUACUACCAAAUCGCAUUCAGACACUCUCACUGGCUGGGAACUUUUUAACUUCAAUACCCUCAGCGCUCCAGACGCUCGAACCCGGUUCAAUUCGUUAUCUUGAUUUAAGUUACAACAGGAUAUCUAAUUUGGUUCCAAAUGAAUUUAGAGAUUGGUGUUCAUCUCUCGGAACUCUCAACUUAAAAGGCAAUAGAAUUGCACAUAUUUAUAAGAACGUCUUUCCAGCAAGUAUGCCUGUAAAAGAGAUUAAUUUUAGCUUUAAUGAUUUAUACUACAUACACCCCCAAUCAUUUUCAAAUUUAACUGGGUCGUUACACGUAUUGGAAUUAUCUGCUACUAUUUUUAGUGGCUACUUUCCUUUUGAGAUUGAUGACACAUUGGAAAAUUUGAGCUGGUUAUCGUUCGACAACAAUGACUUUCAUAUUUUAAAAUUGUCUGACAUUUCAUUGUUUCCAAGCUUAAAGUAUUUGAAUUUAGAUUAUAACAGAAUUGUUGAAAUUUUUGUAGAAGAUGAUUUUAAUAAUGUUUCAUUAGCUUUAAGUAACGUGCGGAUAUCAUACAACUUCCUGAGCUUAAUUCCGGCUAGAACCUUUUCACAUUUGCAAGAGGUAAGAAACUUAGAUUUAUCUUAUAACCGUAUCAAUAACUUAACUAAGAACAGCUUUAGAAACUUGCCCAACUUGAGAUAUUUAUCUCUUGCGGGCAAUGUAAUCGAUUCGAUAGAAACAGAAACAUUUGUUAAUUUGCCAAAGCUGGAGAUAUUGGAACUUCAAGGAAACAACCUAACAUAUUUAUCGCUUUACUCUAUAUGUAAUGUUUCCAGUCCCUAUGUGACAUUUACUCUUAAUGUAAGUAGAAAUAACAUAAAAAAUAUCGAAGGGGAUAGCACAGUUACUAUUAAUAUAUUUGAUGGCUCUUAUAACGACUUUCAUGAAGUGCCAAAUAGUUUUUUUCUUGCUGCUGAAUCCGCUAUAAGGCACAUAAUAUUGUCUCAUAAUAAAAUAACUUAUGUUUCCAGUGAAGCUUUUGCGCAGUCCCUAUACUUAGAAAUAUUAGAUCUACAUAAAAAUAGUAUAAGUGUUAUUAAGAGAAAGUCUUUUACAGAUCUUAUAUCUUUGCAAAUAUUAGAUCUAUCAUUUAAUUCAAUUUAUCAAAUGUCAGUAGAACAGUUUUAUAAUUUACGCAAGUUAAGAUAUUUAAAAAUGGACCACAAUAAUUUAAGACUUCUUCCCAGGGAUGUAUUUAAAAAUACUGUAAUAGAACAUCUAGACUUAAGUUUUAAUGAAAUUUCAUUGUUCCCCGUCACAGCACUCUCGCAUAUUGGGUUCACGCUGCGGUAUCUCGACCUUUCGAAUAAUAGAAUAGAGUAUUUGGACAGUAAUAUAUUUCGCAAUACUCAGUUUUUAUCGAACCUUAAUUUAGGAAACAACUUAUUAACGGUUUUGUCCGAUAAUACGUUUUCAAGUCUUGGGGGAUUACGAAGAUUGGAUUUAAGUUUUAACUCAAUUAAAGCAAACUUUAAAGAGCUGUUUCACAACAUUCCUAAUUUGAGGCAUUUGAACCUGGCGAAUUUAGGCUUAAAGUCAGUGCCUUACCUACCUUUAACAAAUUUGACAAGUCUUAAUUUGACUUCAAAUUUCAUUACCAGUUACAAAGAGACUGAUGUAAAGAGAUUAGUGAAUCUGCGCCAUUUAGACUUAAGCCAUAAUCGUCUUACCUCUUUAGUGCCAAAGAUGUGGGUUCACCUAAAGAAUUUAAAUGUUCUAGACCUGUCAUACAAUCCUAUCGUAAGAAUUACGCCAAAUAGUUUUAAAUCGUUGCAUAAUUUAUCAUAUUUAAAUUUAAACGGCCUAAAAUAUUUAGACAUAGUUGAUAAAGAUUCUUUCCGUCCCUUAAUAUCCUUGAGAUCCUUGCACGUGCAGACGUGGUCUACGAUAAACCAUUCUACAUUUCGUCUCGUGAAUAUCACAUCCUGUCUUCCUUCCUUAUAUAAACUGUUGGUACAUUGGUCGGACGAAGUAAUAGACAAUCAAUUGCAUGGGAUCGAAGCAAGGAAAAUUAGAUACCUGGAAAUUAGAGGAGCCAAUUUGCGAAGGAUAUCAGACGAAGCAUUUGAGCCGUUCGCUAAUAGCCAAGAGAUAUUCAUCAGAAUUAGUGAGACGUCCAUAUCUAAACUACCAACGGCAUUUAUGAAACAUCUCUCGCAAGUCCCUCAAUUAGGCAUUGACGUCAGCUACAAUCAAAUAUCGAGGCUUGAUCCGGCGAUCUUCUACCCCAAUUUCACAAGUUGGAGUCACGUAGCAACAAAAUUGCUUUCAGGUGGUUUAAUACUGACUGGGAAUCCUCUGCGGUGUGAGUGUGAGCUGGCUUGGCUUGGAGCUUGGCUGCGGCGAUGGUUGCAGGAGAAUGAGGCAGGGGGCGAGUUAAGAAGAGCUGUGCGGAGUGCUACUUGUAAAGAUUUAAAUGGACGCCGAAUACCAUUAUUACAACUAAGAGCUGAUGAGGCAGAAUGCCAUGCCAGUGCCCUGUCCAGCGACUGUGCUUCUCCAAACUAUACAAAUAUAAUAUACAUUAUCACUAUCACCAUCUGGACUGUUCUUCUUAGGUGAUAAUUCGUAAUAGUAAACUAGUGUAACUGACUCUUAGAAGUAGUGGCGUUGUAUGUAUCUAAGUUAAAAUCAAUUGGAGUGAAAGUUGCUCUUGUGAAUGGUGCAACACAUAAUUGAAAUAGGAAAUUGUCACGAAAUAAAUUGUAAAAAUAGAUGUAAUGGAAUUGUGUAGGGUAAUUUUUAUACGUUGCAAAUUUUAAUA